AAAUUGCACUCCUUUCUCCCCCAAUUCUAGCAGGCCAGUGCUUCUCUUUCUCCUCUCCGUUUCUCUCUAUCCAAAAACAACGACGACAACACUUGUUUUUCUUUCUUCUUUCCCUUAGGACAAAACAUACCAAGAAGGAAAUAGUUGUACUACUUGUGUCACAAAAACAUACGAUGGGUACUUUAGUUGGUCAUGUGGCACCAGGCUUUGCCUUCCUUGCUCUUGGUUUAUGGCACCUCUUUAGCCAUACCAAACUCCAUGCUCAACAACCAAACUCCUACACGUCUUCACCAUGGUUCCCAACUUCAAAAUUUAGGUACUUGGAGCUCUUUCUCAUCAUGUUAAGCAGCUCUCUUUCUAUAUCCAUGGAACUCUUUAUUGGUCCUGAAAGGCAUCAACCAUUUGACUCUGAUGGAACCAUACCAUCAAACCACCUUCACAACUUUGAACACUCCUCGAUAUCAAUGACUUUCUUUGUUUAUGCAGCGUUUGCUAUUCUUCUCGAUAGAAUUGGGCCUAAAGCUCAAUAUGGUCUAACUCAACUCCUUGGAGCAUUAGCCUUUGGCCAACAACUUUUCCUCUUCCACCUUCACUCAGCUGAUCACAUGGGAGUUGAAGGGCAAUACCACUUGCUUCUACAAAUUGUCAUAGUUGUUUCUCUAGCCACCACUCUCAUGGGAAUUGGCAUCCCUAAAAGUUUCAUGGUUAGCUUUGUUAGGUCAGCUAGUAUCAUGUUCCAAGGUGUUUGGUUCAUAGUCAUGGGCUAUGCAUUAUGGACCCCUUCUUUGAUACCUAAAGGUUGCUUCCUCAACUUAGAAGAAGGUCACCUGGUGGUCAAAUGUCAUGAUAACGAGGCUUUGCAUCGUGCUAAAUCACUGGUGAAUAUUCAAUUUAGCUGGUUAUUGAUUGCAAUCACCAUUUUUGUGAUGUUCUUUUAUUUGGUCUUGGUCAAGUUUUAUGGGGACAAAGUUGAGUACUCAACAUUGACAAGGGAAGAAGACCUAAUUCCAGAUGACGACUUGGACGAUGUAGAAUCACAAAAGAGUAAGAAAGUUGGUGGCAAGAAGAGUUUUAUGGAUUUCGAAAAAGGCUUUGCACCAAUUGACAUGGAAAGGUAAGGAAAAGAUAUACCGGAGGGAUCAAAAUUGAUGGGCUAAAUGUGAUUAUUAGGUAUUUGUAAAAAAAAAUGAUAAUUUAGGUUUGUGGUGUCCCAUUUUGUUCAAUUUAAGCCCUCAACAAUGUCUGCUUGAUGAAAAACAAUGACAUGGGAAGAAAGGGUUGUAUUGUGUUAUUGAGAGCUGGGAAUUGGUGUGAAAAUUGUUUGGCUUGGAUUGAUUAAUUCAAGGUUUUUAGCUUAUAGGUGAGUGGUUUGUGUUUGAUUGUUUGUAGAGUGAAAAAAACAAAUUGAAAGAAAAUGAGAUGUUAUUUUAUUUAA
Populus nigra (black poplar) is the source of this 1435-nucleotide messenger RNA. RefSeq lists its product as uncharacterized. NCBI's taxonomy places the organism in Eukaryota, Viridiplantae, Streptophyta, Magnoliopsida, Malpighiales, Salicaceae. The coding region runs from base 174 to 1118 and encodes 314 amino acids. The record is from RefSeq and is a predicted model, not a curated record. The transcript has a single exon.